Molecule: messenger RNA, 3100 nt
Organism: Clunio marinus
Lineage: Eukaryota; Metazoa; Arthropoda; Insecta; Diptera; Chironomidae
Source: the annotation of a GenBank genome assembly
AUGAAGAAACGAAUGGCAAAGUUAAUAAGCUACAAAAGAAAGGAUGAGAAUCGUUAUCGGACCUUUAAUAACGUAAGCUUUGCGGUCAGCAAUGACAACUUAGCAUUCAAAACGAUGUCAACAGCAAAGAAAUCACAGACCGCAGUUUACCCAGCGGUUCAUAAAAAGCGUCGAGAGACGGUGAACAAUAAAAAGCCACUAAAACGGAAGAAAUGGAUUUCAUGGACUUGUUGCUACGAUCGUAAAUGGAUUAAACGUAUUUUCUGUUAUCCAUGCUUAUGCUGUUUCCAUGCGACAUGUUUGAGACGUAAGAAUGGGAAUCUUAACAAUGAAGAUGAUAUAGAUAAGGCGGUUGAGGAAUAUAAGCAACAGCAAAAUAUCGCAAUAAUUGACCAUGACAGUCAAAAAAGCACUUUGAAAUCAGAAAACGGUGCCAGUUGCUUUUGGAGUUGGGAUGAAAGUUGGAAGUCCAACUCUGAUAAAUUUCUCGAGUCACUUGAACUUGAUUGUGUCGGUACCGAUAAAAGCUUAAAAAGAAAAUUACGUCAAUCGAACUUAAAAGUCCGUAUGACGGCAUUCGAUAAGUUUUAUGGUGAAGAAACGCAUCUCUCCGACAAUGCAAACUCACCAGUCAUGGGCAACAGACCAGGACUUGCCACUUCUACUCUCUCGCCAAAUUCUUCAAGCCAUCCACACACACCAUCAUCAACAUCUGCUGAUCCAUGGCCAGCACAGUCUGAUGAAGAUAUUGAUAGACUCGUUGCUAUGCAUCAGAAUCGACACAACUCUUUAAGUUCACUUGGCUUACGCUCUGAUUCAAUGGCAAGCGUUUACUCAGGAGCUGGUGAAGGUCGUUAUGGAACGGUUCAAGUCAAAGGAAUGGUCGAGUUUGGAAUGCAAUACAAUUACAAGCAGUGCGCUUUAGAAAUUCAUGUUAAACAAUGUAAAGAACUUGCAGCUGUUGACACAAAAAGAAACCGAAGCGAUCCAUACGUCAAGGUUUAUCUUCUUCCCGAUAAAACAAAGAGUGGAAAACGAAAAACCAAAGUAAAGAAGCAUACACUUAAUCCGGUAUUUGAUGAAGUUUUACGCUUCUACAUGUCACUAAGUAGCCUCGAAUCAAGAACAUUAUGGCUUACAGUUUGGCAUUCGGAUAUGUUUGGACGAAAUGAUUUUCUCGGUGAAGUGAUGAUUAGUCUUCAAAAUAAAGUUUUUGAUAAUCCGCAACCACAAUGGUAUCAACUUGAAGAAAGGAGUGAACCUUUUGAAGAUGUUGCAACAUAUCGUGGCGAUAUGAUUGUCGGAUUAAAAUUCAUUCCUGGUUCCGAGUCAUCUGGUUCAUCUCACUCACACGGAUUAAGCUUAAGAAAGUUUAGCAUCAAAUCGAAUUCAUCGUCCAAUAGUGCCAAUAAUGGAUCACCAGGUGGACCGUCAUCAUGCUCGAAAACCACAAAAGGUUCGCUUCACAUUCUUGUUAAAGAGGCUAAGCAUUUGUCACCUGUGAAAGCGAAUGGAAAUUGUGAUGCUUUCUGCAAAAGCUAUCUUCUUCCUGACAAGAACCGCAGCACAAAGCAGAAAACACAUGUUGCGAAGAGAACGACUAGUCCUCAAUGGAAUUACACAUUUAUUUACGAGGACGUAACACUGGCUGAAUUAUCAGAACGCGCAUUGGAACUUACAAUAUGGGAUCAUGACAGACUAGCCAGUAACGAAUUUUUAGGAGGCGUAAGAUUUUCUUUGGGAACGGGCAAACAUUAUGGACGAGUUGCCGAGUGGAAUGAUGGGAAUGGAAAGGAAAUAACACUCUGGCAAUCGAUGAUAAAUCGUCCCAACUUUUGGGUGGAAGGAUGUUUGUCGUUGAGGUCAACAUUAGAGAAUCGUUUGGGCUCAUAAAAAUCAAUUCUAAAUUAAACAUAACUUUGUAUCUUUCAUGAAAAGAUUAUGAAACUUUCUUUAGAAGAAACUAAGCAAUUUUUCAUACAUUUUCCUCCUUUUUCCAGCAAUAAAUUUUCGCUCAUUAUUCUGAGAUGAUAAAUUAAGUAAGUUGAAUUCAAUAAUUAAUGCAAUUAUUAAUUAAAAGAAUAAAAUAAUAUUAUAUUAUUCAAAAUAAGAAAAGUAAAUAUUCAUCGACUUCAAGAUUUUCAUCUUCUUCCUCCUUACUUUGUUUGAUUUUUCUCAAAGAUUUUUCUGUGUUGGAAAAACAACUCUUUUGAAAAUAUAGAUUUCUGAGUAGUAGAAGUUUAAUGUUUAAAUUAAAUUAUAUCAGAAAUAUAUUCGAAAAAAAAUAAAGUAAGAGAAUGAAAACAAAAUUUUUUUGAACAUUUUCCGGAUAGAUGAAAAAUAAGAAAAGUGAAAGUAAUUGAAAGGAAAACUAAUCUUAUGACUUUCACAUUAAAUUUUAAGGUCAAUCCACAAUUGUAAAUUUGAGGAAAAAAUCUAAUUGAACUUAUUGUGAUCAAUGAAAAAAAAAGAUGAUUAUUAAUUAAUUCGUCAAAUGUAGGAAGACUAGAGAAGAGGAAGAAGUAAUAAAUGUUGCCCGAUGAAAAUCUUUUCUCUAAAAACUUGUACGUGUUUUAAUUUCUGUCUUCUUUUCUCUGUUGAUUGUGCAAUUUUUCCUUUCGUUCUUUUGGCGUUGUAAAUCGUGAUAAAAUUGAAAAAAAAAGAAGUAUAAUAAACUUAAACUGUAAUCACUUUCAAUCAAUCCAAAUUAUUGUCCCCAAAGUAUUAGAAAGUUUGUAAAAGUUACACUGGAAGCAUCGCAACCAGUUAGAGAUUGGAAAUUAGAUGUUUAAUAGAAUUGAAGAAGUUAAUAUGAAAAAGUAGGAAAUAUUUGAUAAAAUAUUGAGUAUGAGUAUGUAGACACUUUUCACAUUAUCUACAACCACAUCUGAUGGUUCAAAUGCCUUCUGAAGCAGCUCACAAUGUUCAUUGAUAAGAAAUCACAAAAUUGGAAGAAUUUGUAAAAAUGAUAUUCCAACAUGUUAAAUAUUUCAUUCCAUUUGGAAAAUAAGAAACACGAUAAAUUUUAAAUGUAGAACUUGAAUACAGAGAAUAAAAAACAAACAUUUGGAAAAAUUAAUAAAGAAAGAAUGACUUAAAA